AGGCGGAGAGCCUGGGGAAGGGCGGCGGCUGGGCCGGACCUGCUGGGCCGCGUCCGGUUCUGCGCAGGGCCCAUGUGCAGCCCAUGUACAGCCGAGCCCCGCGGGUGCCGAGAACCUCCAGUUUCCUGCUGCGAACCCUGUAUUUCUUACCUGAAUCCCUUUCUCUGUAGCCUGAGUCCCCGACCCCCUGAGAGUCCCGUAUUUCCGGCCUGAUCCCCAUCUUCUGCAGCCUGAACCCCGUAUUUCCGGCCUGAUCUCCUCUUCUGCAGCCUGAAUCCCGAGUUUUCUGCCUAAUCUUUGCCCUCUUUGCAGCCUGGACCUGUGUCCUUUCUGAGAUCCCGAAUUUUCUGCUGGAAGCUCCGUAUUAACCCAGUUUUCCCACCUCUGCAGUGUGAACCCAUUUCUUACUCUACCACCCCCCUCCCCAGCCUGAAACGGAGAUUUCUUGCUUGGUAUCCCAUCUCUGCAGCCUAAACCUGUGUUCUUGCUGGGAACUCGGAAUUUCCUGCAUGGACCCCACUGUGCAUACUGAACCCCUGUUUCUUUUGGGACUCCCUCUUUGCAGUUCAAACCCCAAAUCCUGCUCGAACCCUACCCCUGUUUGAACCUAGAGUUUCGGUAGAGUCCCUUGAGCCCUAUGCCUAUCACAGCUUCUCCUCUCAUUGCUGCAAACACCAUUUCCUGUUGAACUCCAGUUUCUGCAGCCUGGAUCUCAGUUCCUUAUGUGAACCCCAUCUUUGCUUCCUGUAUUGCUCCCCUUCUGUGAACCUAGUCCGUACUGCAAACUCCAUCUCUCCUGCCUGAUUCUUCUUGAACCUCCUCCCUUGCUAUGAACCCAAUAUUUGCUGCCCAAACCUUCUGCUACCUGAGCCCCAUCUGAUUUCCCAUACCUGCUUAGAAGUCCCUAUUUGCUUCCUGAACUUCCAUCCUUGCUGAGAACCUUGUAUUAAUCAAUCCCCCAACUCUGCUGCAUGUAACCCCUCUGGAAACCCUCUCCUGUAAACUCUUCUACAUAAACCCUUGUUUCUACUGGCGGGUCCCCUCCUUGUCCCUGGUGUCCUUCCUGCUGCUUUGGUUCCCCCUCCCCCAUCUGUCCAUUUCUGUCCACAGCCCUGGCUGUGUCUGCCAGGGGUGUCAUGUUGUGAACGCCUGCAUCUGUCUCUGUCCUUCCAGGGAACGGGGCAGCCAUGUGUGCCCUCUGUGUGCUGUGGUCACCCGUCAGGCUUGAGGCUAGGAGGGUUGUAAGCUUUGACUGCAACGAAGACCUGCAGCUGCUGUGGGUGCCCUGGGUGCGACCUUGAAGGGGGGAUUUGUUGAGUUUUACUUAUGGAAAACAAUGCAGCUACUUCCCCAAGUCUUAGGACCUUGCACUUGACUUUGACUGUCUUGUGGCCAGGUUCUGGCUGAACAGUCUCCUAGAGGCUGUGUAUGAGGCCAGCUUCUGCUCUUGAAGCUCCUGUUGCAAAUGUCACUGGAUGCAAGCAAAUGCCUUUCUAAGCUAUCACACAUAUUUUGUUGCAGGGCACCUCUGGCGUCAGGCCCUGUAGCUCGUAGCUACCCCCUUCCUACCACAGCUCCGAGUCAUGACGGAUGCCAAGUAUGUCCUCUGCCGAUGGGAGAAGCGAUUGUGGCCUGCGAAGGUUUUGGCCAGAACUGAGACUUCAGCGAAAAAUAAGAGAAAAAAAGAAUUAUUUCUAGAUGUUCAAAUACUCUCACUAAAAGAAAAGAUCCAGGUGAAGAGCUCGGCCGUGGAGGCGCUGCAGAAAUCACACAUUGAGAAUAUUGCCGCCUUUCUGGCAUCUCAGAAUGAGGUCACAGCUACUCCCCUGGAGGAGCUGACCUAUCGACGCUCCCUGCGAGUGGCCCUGGAUGUCUUGAGUGAGAGGACAAGUUUAAGUCCUGAAAGCCAUCUGAGGGAAGAGAAGCCACAUGCAGAUGCCGCCUCUUGGGUGCCCGGCCCUCGCUCUCCAUCCUUUUGCAGCGAGGACAGUGACAGUGUGGCUGCCCAGUGCACACCCAAGAGGGAGUGGCUCCCACAAAGCCUGCCGGGACUGCCUGCAGCUGAAGAGGACCGCAGGAUAGGCCUCACAAAAAACGGAACCCUGAGAGCAGCUUUGCCUUCCCCCGCUGGAGAUGGGUCUCAGGACGGUUCUGGAUCACGGCUGGACUGUGAACAGGACACUGCCAAGAAGAGGCGGAGGAAUUUGGGAGAGAAACCUACCCGGCGCCGCAGAACAGCAUCUUGCCUUUCCAAGGGAGAAAGUGUUGACGAGAGCGAGGGACAGGCAAACAGCUGUAUGACCCCAGCUUCACCUGGGCUACUCCCCCAAGCCUCAGAAGAGGACCCCUGUGCCGGGGUCAAAGGCUGUGACCCGGUUGUGUCAUCAGGCAGCAGCAGGCUGCUCCCAGCCUCUGACAGAGGCAGAGGACGCACCACAAAGAGGCCACGCUUGGAUGGAAGCCAGAACCCAUCCCCCGGGCAACUGGCGACUGGAACUGUGGGGGCAACACCCUCCCCUCAGAACUGGCCUGGGGAGACCAUGGUGCUGCUCAGGUCUAGUGACAGGGACAAGCCAGAGGAAGAUCCUGUGUCCUCAGAAGAGUUCACAGGGUUCAAGUCCAUCCACUCCCUGCUGGAGGAGGAAGAGGAGGAAGAGGAGGAGCCACCCCGGAUCCUUCUGUAUCACGAACCACGAUCAUUUGAAGUAGGGAUGCUGGUCUGGCUGAAAUACCAAAAAUACCCGUUCUGGCCAGCCGUGGUCAAGAGUGUCCGGCGGAGAGACAAGAAAGCCAGUGUGCUGUUCAUUGAGGGCAACAUGAACCCUAAGGGCCGAGGGACAGCCAAGGAGGACUUCGCCCAGGCCAUCGGCUGGUGUGUGUCACUUAUCACCGACUACCGUGUGCGGUUGGGCUGCGGCUCCUUCGCUGGAUCUUUCUUGGAAUAUUAUGCUGCUGAUAUAAGCUACCCUGUGCGCAAGUCCAUCCAGCAGGAUGUCCUGGGGACCAGGUUUCCUCAGCUGGGCAGUGGGAACCCUGAGGAGCCUGCGGGGGACAGCCAGCCAGGACAGUGGCGGCCAUGCAGGAAGGUGCUGCCUGACCGCUCCAGGGCUGCGCGGGAUAGAGCAAACCAGAAGCUGGUGGAAUACAUUGUAAAAGCCAAGGGUGCGGAGAGCCACCUGCGGGCCAUCCUGCACAGCCGCAAGCCCUCACGCUGGCUGAAGACAUUCCUGAGCUCUGGCCAGUAUGUGACAUGCGUGGAGACAUACCUGGAGGAUGAGGCACAGUUGGAUGAGGUGGUGGAGUACCUGCAGGGCAUCUGCCGAGACACGGAUGGGGAGGUGCCUGUGCAUGGCAGUGGGGACCGCAUUCGUUUCAUCCUGGAUGUGCUGCUGCCUGAGGCGAUAAUCUGUGCCAUCUCCGCAGUGGAGUGUGUGGACUACAAGACGGCCGAGCAGAAGUACAUCCGGGGCCCUACUCUCAGCUACCGUGAAAAGGAAAUCUUUGACAAUGAACUCCUGGAGGAGAGGAACCGUCGCCGUCGCUGAUGCCAAACCUCCACCUGGCCAGCGAGCCCUCCACACCCUGCCAGAGGGCUCUGCAAGAAUAAGAAUGUACUAGAAGCAAGAGGCCCAGAAGUGUCCUGACUUUGAACUGUGGGUCUUGCAUCUUCAGUACUGAGUCCAGGAUAUCAAAUGUCAUUGACACGCCAGAAACCUCCUGGCAGCUACAGACAGAACUUUCUGGAAGUUUCUGUGCGUGUAUGCGCGUGUGUUUGAUUUUAAUAUUAUUUCGUUUAUAAAUGAAUUUGAACUCA
Molecule: messenger RNA, 3814 nt
Organism: Microtus ochrogaster (prairie vole)
Lineage: Eukaryota; Metazoa; Chordata; Mammalia; Rodentia; Cricetidae
Gene: Pwwp3a
Product: PWWP domain-containing protein MUM1
Biological process (GO): DNA repair; chromatin organization
Cellular component (GO): nucleus; cytosol
Molecular function (GO): nucleosome binding
Source: RefSeq, a predicted model, not a curated record